GACAUCACCUAAAAAAUAAUAAAUCUGAUAACCUCCAUGCAACCAAAAUCUGAUAAGCCAUUAUCUCUGCUAUAAAACAAUUUUUCCACCUUGUGCAAACUCCAGAUAAUCCGGUAGUUAUUCGAUCAUGUCCCUAAAACUGUACUACACAUCAGUAAGCCCCCCAUGCCGGGCGUCCCUUUUGACAAUUAACGCCUUGGGCAUUGACGUCGAACUUGUCCCAAUAAAUCUAAGCGCACAAGAACAUCUCACUACCGAGUUUCUUCAGCUUAAUCCCUUUCACACCGUGCCGACGCUUCAAGAUGGAUCUUUCACACUUUGUGACAGUCAUGCAAUUAAUGCGUAUCUUGUCGAAAAGUACGCAACGGAUGAUUCUCUCUACCCCAAAGACUUGCAACAAAAGGCCAUCGUCAGCCAAAGGCUGCACUUUGAUUCAAACGUACUGAGCGCAAGGCUUUCGGCGAUUACGGGCCCCAUUUUGCGAGGCGGUGCCAAAACUGUGGCCAAAGACAAGGCCGACGCUCUGCUCCAGGGCUUAACCCUCCUGGAGACGAUCCUCGAAACGAACAAAUACGCCUGUGGCGAUAAGUUAACCAUUGCCGAUUUCAGUCUUGUCACCACUGUCAGUAGUGCAAACGCAGUCCUUCCUUUAGCCUCCAACAGGUUUCCGAAAAUUUUCGACUGGUGGAACCGACUUGAAGCUCUACCCUUCUACAAAGAAGCGAACCAGGAGGGUCUAGAUGCGUUCACAAAUCUCAUUAAAAGCAAAAACAUUGUGCGACAAAAUUCGACAACAGCGCUACGUCAAGCAAUGGCCAAGCUCUACUACAAUGACAUGAGCCCCCAGAGCAGGGCCGUGCUGAUGACGGCGGGCGCCAUCGGGGCGCGACUCCACCUCCAGGAGGUCCACCUCUACGGCAAGGACCCCGACCCGCAGCUCCUCCAGAUAAACCCCCAUCACACGGUGCCCACGUUGCUCGAUGGUGACUUUACCAUCUGGGACAGCCACGCGAUUGUGGGCUAUCUCGUCGGACAGCACUCCUCCGAUGAGCUCUACCCCAAAGAGACGAAACCGAGAGCUCUAGUUGAUCAGUUUUUACAUUUCGAUUCAGGCGUCUUGUUUCCUAGAGUCAAUAGCAUUAUCGAUUCCAUCGUAGUGGAGAACGAUAAAGAAAUAUCGACGAAAAGAAUAAGUGCAAUUACGGAAUCUUACAAAUUUUUAGAUAAAUUUCUACAAAACAAGAACUACUUAAUUGGUCCAAACCUAACGGUGGCUGACUUAUGUUGCGUUGCAACGAUCAGUACAGCCACCAUAAUAACCCCCAUAUCAACGGAAAAGUACCCCCAUCUUUCCACGUGGUACCGAACCUGCAAGAAUCUUCCCUUCUACGAAGAAACAAACGGCGUGGGUCUCAACAAACUCGACGCUUUGGUCGAACUCAAGCUAGGACGACCUCGAACCAAAGACUUCUGUGAAUAAACUUUCUAUGUGUGAAUACAAGAAUUAAAAGGAACCUCAAACUGG
Tribolium castaneum (red flour beetle) is the source of this 1525-nucleotide messenger RNA. RefSeq lists its product as uncharacterized. The record is from RefSeq and is a predicted model, not a curated record. Lineage: Eukaryota; Metazoa; Arthropoda; Insecta; Coleoptera; Tenebrionidae. The transcript is spliced from 6 exons. Bases 128 to 1480 code for a protein of 450 amino acids. Gene Ontology annotation, biological process: glutathione metabolic process. Gene Ontology annotation, molecular function: glutathione transferase activity.